AUGGGUAAAUUCGACCGGCCGCCGUCGGCGGCGGGUCAUGGCAUGCCGUUGCAAAGGCUGGCGUCGGAAGGGCCGGAGGAGGCGGCCGCCCGGGAGGAACACAACCGCAGAAUACUCCGGCCCGUGCUCGACUUCCUGCUGCUCGCGGCCGUUCUCCUCCCGUGGACGCUUUGGUGGGACAUGGCGGGCGAGCAGUGCUGGAACCCGUCGAGCUACAAGGCGGCGGAGCCGACCCUACUGAGGGUCACCCGGGGGGUGUGGAUAGCGUGGCUCACCCACGCGGCGGGUUUGCUGGACGAGGCCCUGCGCGUCUUCCUGGGGAUAAGGCUCACGAUGGGCCUGGGAUCGCCGACAUCCGUGGACAAGACGUACACCAAGAUGUCGAGGCAGGCGGAGAUCGUGGCAGAGGGCAUCGCCGUGGAUGAUUUUCCGGCGCUGAUUCGACUCUACGCCGGCGCCGAACCCCCCCGCGCAAACAAGCGUUCGAGCUCCGGGACCGCUCGAAGCGGCAGCGGCCGAAUAGGCGGGGACGAUGGCACAACCUACGCCGCAGGCCUGGCCGCCGCCGCGCGCGCGCGCGUGAACAAGUCGCUGGUGAUGAGGGUCGAGAGGAUCGCGGCGACGGCGCGGCUGUGGAGCCUCGUGCCGUGGAGCGACGUGCGUCGGUACGACCGCGUCCACGUCAAGGGGAUAACCCUCCGGCUCAGGCAAGUCAAAGGGAUCCUCAACUUCUCGUUCCUGGCCCUCAACGAGAAGAGCAGGCCGGGCGUUGUCGGUCUCGGCGGAGAUGCGGCCGCGGUGGGUGCUGCGGGCGGGGGGUUGGGUGGGGAGGGUGGCGCCGACGUGGCCGGCGGCGGUCGGCGAGCCCUCAGCUUCGGGGGGGGGGCUGCUGCAGGGCUGGAAGGGUCUGCUGGGGUUGGAGCACCGGAGUACGGCAACGGCAGGAGCUUGGAAGAUCUCGACGGCAUAGACACGGACGGGGAAGGCGCGACCGACAGCGACGAGUUACUCGAAGACGGGGAGGAAGAUGACCACGAAGUCGAAGAAGAGGGAGACGGAGCCUGCUACGGGCCAGUCGACGAUGCCGAUCUCCUCGCAACGGCCUCCGGCGGUGGUGGCGGUGAUGCGGCGGGGGAUUGCUACGCGAUUUCCCUGUUUGGCAGGCGGAAGCCGCGAUCUUCUUCGUUGUCGAUGAUAUCGGCGGACGAAGCGUCACCUCGGUCGCAGUCCGCCACGACGUCCGGCGCCCCCGGAUGCGAGGCGCGAAGGGGGACGACACCGUGGGCAGCGGCAGCGACGACUAGCACUAGACCUGCGGCCCCCGGCGCGCGGUCGAGCCACUCGGCGGCGGCGGCGGCGGCGGCGGCGGCAACGGGCACGAGCGGUAAGAGCGGUAACAGUCACCACCAAGCGCCUGGAGCGCGGACACGGUCUAUGUCGCUUUCGGUGCAAAAAAGGAAAAAGGCCGCGCCGCUGUCGUCUUCCGAGAACCAUGGGAACCUGGGGGUUUUCAAGGUGCUGGGGGAGGCGUUCAUGCGACGCUUCAAUGCCUACUCGGACCAGGUGAGUGCGGCAUUCGACCGUGUGUCAGACAUCAAGCUCGUGCCAAAGCUCUGGCGGUGGGGCAAGAAGCGGGGACCGAGGAGACGCAAGCGCUUCGAGGUGGGCGAGAUAUUCUUGGAGGACGUGUGCAUCUGCGUGGACUCGGGGGUCUGGAACGACUUGCUCGGCGAUCAGGUCGGGGCCGCCUUCAGCCCGGAGUUCCGCCUGAGUGUUCGGGUCGGUCCGAAGGAGCUGCUGACGCCGAACGGGAAGGGCCGGCUGCCCGGCGAUAUAGGCAAGCUACUCAACGACAAACUCGUCCGGCUGCUGGCUCGCCUGGUGAUGCGGGAGACGCUCAAGACGUCCACCCUCACGAGCGUGGUGAUCACGUCACUAGCGCUCGACACGGACGCGCGGGGACGACGGCUGCAGGGCAAGCACAACAAGUCGCUCAGCCCGCCGCCGAUUGAGAGGGGACAUAGGAGGCAUGCCGGGGCAAGGUCUGGAAAGUUCUGGCGUGCGUUCACGACGCAUUCGUCGGCGUCUUCGGGUGCUGCUACUGCUGCUGCUGCUGCUGCGGCGGCGGCGGCAGCAGCAGCAGCAGAGGCGGGGGGACCAGCACCGUCUGUAGCCUCGGCUAGCCUGCCCCGCAGCAGCAGCGGCGGCAGCCUGGGGGUGAGAAGCGCAAACAGAGGCGGCGGCGGCGGCCGGCGGCAGAAGCCCCACGCCGCCUCCGGUGCGAAUAGCAGCUCAAGUGUCAGCAACAGCAGUUGGAGCGGGUUUCAACAAGAUGUCGGCGGAAGCGUUUUGGAUUCAGGUGGAGGAAGCGGGGGCGCGGGGGGUGGCGGUGGCGAUUGCCGGCCAGCGCGACGAGCGCAGCGUUCCAAGAGAUCCCUACGGAGCAUCGGGUCAUGGCGGCGCUACUCGGAGCCUGCUUCUUUCGCGACACUUGUCGGCGGGAAAACAAGCUUGUCGCAAUCGCCACCUCCGCGAUCACGGGUGCGGCAGCGGCCGGGGGGGCUCGCGGCUGGGAGCGACAUCGGUGCCGUUUCCGACGGCGGUGGCGGCGGCGGCGGUAUUGCCGCCACCUCUUACGAGGACGAAAGGGACGACGGAGAGGGAGUUGUUAGUGGCGAGGGAAGGCGGUUGCCGGGAAGGGGUCGGGGUGGGGCGUCGUCCCGCCGGGAGCAGCGGGGCACGGUUAGCGAUAUCGCCGUCGGUGGCGGUGGUGGCGCCGGUGACGGUGGUGAGGAGGGCGACCGCGGCGAGAAUAGCAGCGGCGGCGGCGAUUCGGUCGAGGCGGUGGCGAAGGUGCCGCCCUGGAUGGAGGGCGUCGAGGCGUCGCCCGAGUACGAGGAGAUUAAGCCGACCCUUGACGUCAUCAAGCAGACGGUUCUGCUAGCGAUGUUGCAACAGACGAAUAGAUCUGUGGACCUCUCGAGCGAGGGUUUGGAGGGUCUCCAGCAUCAGGGCGAUAUCAACGCCAAGAAUAAGACCUGGGGUAGGCGCCACGCGUCGCGGUCCUCCUCCACCUCCAAGAACGUCGGGGAGAUGCUGGAGCUGAAGGGGGAGGACGAGAGGACGCUAGAGAGAAGGAUGCAGCGGGAGAUCAUCGCGGCGGAGGAGGCCGGGGGCGACGUGGAUCGACUGGUGAUGAAGAGGCUGUUGGCGGGGGUGCGGGACUCGGGGCCUGACACCGCGUACAAGGCUCUCGCUUCGAUAGAGCUGUCUUCCUUCAUCGACAAGGUGUCCAAGGGCACGCGGUUCGCGCAGCAUCUGGACCACCUAGGCAUCGACGUGAAGAGGUUGUCGAGGUCCUUGUCCGGCCUCACCGCCGGCGAGAUGAUGGAGGGGGUCAAGGACACGGCCGGCAAGGUCGGGGACGAGGCGCGGCGCCUGCGAACGGAGGCCGUGCGCAUGCAAAAGGAGCUCCUGGAUGAGAGCGGCAUCUUGCCGCUGCUCGACGACGCGGGCAGCCGUGACGACGCCACUUCCCUCGCUGCGGCGGUCGGGCUACUCACCGACGCGCUCUCCGGAGAGCACAACACCGCCAGUAGCGGCGGGGGCGGCGGCGGCGGCGGAGGCGGAGGCGGUAGUAGCCUUGUCCCUCAAGACGAGGAAAGCUGGGAGAGGGGAGUGGCCGUCCCGCAUGAACCUGAGGAGGAGGGGCAUAGUGUAGAGAGCGGCUUGAGAAGCGCGGGUAUUGUUGGCGGCGGCGGCGGCGACUUGGACGAGGUGGACCAGGUGGACGUCAUCAUGCAGGUCCUGGACCUCAUCGAUGCUGUGGAGCGCCUUAAGAAGAGCAUCGUGGAAGGAGGAGUCUCGCUUGGGAAGGUUGAGCAGGCCGUCGGCAAGGUGGCUCAAGGCAUCGACGUCUACCUCAUCUUGGCGGCGAGCGAGUCCAUGCUCGGCUUCCUCUUGGAGCGGCUCGGCAAGCUCCCGGUCGGGCACGCCAAGUUCGCCGGCAAGGGCGUCGAGGCUCGCGUUUGGAACCUGGACCUGGGAGGGGUGCACGUGAAGCGGGAGAACGUCGACCUCGUCAUGAAGGGUUUCCGUCUACCCAAGAGAGGCACGGCCGUCAUGACCAAGUUCGGGCCAGGAAACAUCAAGCGAUAUAAGAAGCGUUCUCGGUGCUUCGUGGUGAACCUGGACUGGCGGCUGGGCUCCGGCAAGCGCGUCAAGGCCUACCUGCAGCCGAACGACAUCGAAAUUCUGGAGGGGCACGAGGGGCGUUUAAGCGACGAAGAGGAGGUGAAAAUUAGCGGGCACACGAAAGUGACGGUCGACACCAGCGAAGCCGACGCAUCGACCCACACGCCAGAGGAGCCCGGUGGGAGCAAGGGCGGCGGCGGAGACUCCUCCUUUUUGUCGCCGCCUCGCCGCGAACACAGCAACGCCGGCAGCAGCACCAGCAGCGCGGCGUCCCUCCCGCCGCCGCGCGCGGAAAGAGGGGGAAGGUGGCCUUCCUUGCCCAGGAUUUGGAACCGGCGGAAGAGCGCGGGGGCGCCGCAAGUCGCAGCAUCGGCGGAACUCGGUCCGGUCGGGGUCGGGGUCGGCGAUGGCGAUGGGGAUGGGGGUGGGGGUGAGAGAGCAGUCGCCGCCGCCGGCAAGCCGGGCGGCUCGGGGGGGCAGACGAUGGCCCGGCGCACGGCCUCGGCCCCUGUGUUGUUGCUACCCUCGACGGUGGGGGCGCUGCCGCAGCAGCAGGGGGAGAGGGAUCCGUCGGCGCGGAAUGUGUCCACGGAGUCCCUCGGAGAGGAUCUUUGCUCGAAUGCUUUCGUCCGCGAGGCGGGACAGGCGGCGACGACCUGUUCUUCUGUGUCCUUCUCCUUGCGGGAAACGGCGGGGACGACGGCUUCUCACCCUGCCAGGGAAAAUGCGGCGCCGAGGAGCAGAGUUGUCGACGACAGCGACAACGUGGCGGAGGACGGCCGUGGGUUUGGAGAGGUUCACCGUCGCACGGAGAGGAGCAACAGCCAGGGGCCCAUCACCGGCCCCAACUCGGCGGACGUGAUGUCGGCGCCGUUCCUCGUCGCGCGGAUCUCGGGCGUGGGCGCGGAGCUGAAGAACAUCAUGUGGGCGGUGAAGCAGACGCACUUCCCGUACUUGCGGACCCAGGGUAGCCUCCAGGCGACGCUGUCGAGCCUCACUAUCGAGCUCGAGCUGGACGCGCAGGAACUCCUGGCGGGACAGGGCAAGAAGCCGCAGGGUAGCGGUAGCGGUAGUGGCGGUGCUGUCGGCGAAAGCGACAGCGGCGGCGGUGUCGACAGCGGUGGCAGCGGUAGCAGCCCGACGGGGCUGAAGCUUACCCGCUUGAGGGUGUCGGUCCUGGCGGUGAAGGUCCACGUGAAGAACAACGCCCUCAGUGCCGUGUUCAACCUAGCGGCCUCCGCCUUCGAGGCGGCCGUGAAGCGCCAGGUCGUCGAGAAUGUCGAGGCCGCCGUCCGCAAGAACGUAACCUCGCUCCUCACCAUCAUCAACACGCAGCUCAGCGAGAAGUGGAACGUCUUGUGCAAGGUCGGGGGCGGGAACGGAAGCAGGGGCGGUGGCGGUGGCGCGGGCGGCGACGGAAGUCACGGCGGCGAAGGUAGCCUCAGCCGCGCCGGGAGCGCGGUGGAGAAGGUUCUCGCCGCCUCUCUCUCCCACCACCUCGUCUGGUCCGCUGACAGUGCCGCCGCCGCCGCCGCCGCCACCGCCGCCCCCGAUGGCGGCGGUUGCGCUCCCGCUGCCGCUGUCAGCACAAGCAGCCUUCCCCUCUCUGACCAGCCGCCGCCGGCUGCAGGGCAGCAGCAGCAGCAGCAGCAAGGCUCUUGCUGUGGGGAGCGCAAAGGCUCGGGUUCGAGCAGGAGCUCGGCCGAUGCCGACGACGUUGGCGCGGGCAGCAGCGGCAACAGCAGCGUUGCCCGCAAAGCGAGCGGCGGUAGGAAGAUGACUUUGGGGAAGCGAUCGUUUCGCAUCCUAGGGUCCGUCGGCAAGGCUGUUUCGACGGAAGACAUGUCCAAGCUGUUGGCCCCGUCCUCGUCCUCGUCGUCGCCGGCCUCGUCAGCGCCGGCGAAGUCGGCCGCCAGCUCUUCCUCCUCGGUGCCGCCGCCCGUCUCCCGAGUAGGCAGCGCCGCCGGCGGGUUCCCACGCUCACCGUCACCGCCCUCGCGGGACACCAGCCGCACCACGCUGAGCGGCGAGGAGGAGGGAUCAUCGGGAGCACCGUUAGCGGAGGUGACGGCGGAGCGGACGGGGGGGAAGCACCAGCAGCACCAGCACCAGCAAAGGAAGAACCCCGCACCCGUUCGGGCGAGAGGGAUGUGGACGUCUCCGCUGCGCAAGCCGCAGCAGCCGCUGCGUAAGGGCUUGAGGCUUGACGGAAACGAGUCGCGCGACGGCGGUUUCGUUUCGGACGGGUUCGUGGCACGAGGGCAGGAGCAGGAGGAGGAGGAGUAAGAGAUGUACUAGACGCCCCCAAACACCGUGAGGACGCCGGCGGCGGGACCGAUCUGGGUGGGAAAUUCUUAGAAGGCCGUCCGUGGUUCCAGUCAGUUAAUGUGGCAGGCAGGAAAGAGGGAGGGGGGGAGAGGGAGCGACUGCCACCGUGAUAAGGCGGGAAGGGAGGGGGCGGGGGCGGGGGGCGUCUAGUGUCGGGAUUGAAUGGAGCAGCUAAGGUAGGGAGAGUAUUACGCAGGCCGAAACACCCAAGAGGGAUUCUAGGUGAGGCAAGUAAGUGAGGUAGGUGGUCAGGGCUGAAAAGACGAGACAGGUCGCGCUAUGUACGUAGUUGUGGAUGGCACGAAGGCACAACCAUUGAUGUCUGUAUUAAAAAAAGUCUUGUUCUUUUUUGUUUUGGUUUGGUUUGUGAUGUCCUUCUUCCCCGAAUAGCCCGCCUUGACGCACGGCGCUAUAAUUAGGAGUAGGUUUUUCACUCUCUUGGAACACGCCAUCAGGGCUGUUUCGGGAAGGGAGAGAGGGGGACUAAGGGAGGGGGAGAGGAUCGCAGCUGAGUCAUGGUGCGAUCCUGUCUAGAAAGCCCGUGUCUUCCAAUCGAGUCACUUGGCGUUAAUAUGGGGCUCUUUUGGUGGCGAGUUAUCGAUCUCUUCAAGGAUUAUUGUGUCGUAUCGAUAAGAGUUGUGUAUGUGUGUGCUUGCGUGCGUGCGUGCGUGUCCAUUUUCGGCGAUGCCCUCCGUGUUAGCCGACCGGGAAAAUGACUGCUCUUGUUAAAAAGACUCGCCGUGGGGCUGGCUGGAUGUCCCGCAAAUCGAUGGAGAUGUAUGUCGGUUGUUUGGAUUGUUUUCUUGUAGGGUUUCCGGAGCUCAACGGCGGUUCAUCCAUCCUUUCCCAUCCCUCUCCUAUGUUUCGGUGGCCACGUCCUCUGCUUGAUGUCCGGCGACGCUUUUGGGUUAGAAUCGGAAGAAUGAGCAAGCUCUGUGCCACUCAGUCUGUGCAGCAGUGAGGAAUGUUUAUCGCUUCUCCUCGUUUUGUCGCGCGUUUUGCUUUCCCUUUCGCAAAGCUGGAGCGCUGUUGAAGCGGUGCGGUGUUUGUUGGGGGUGUUUUGUUCGUGCUCCUGUUGACUUGUGUCCUCUUUUUGUUCUCGCAUGGGGUUAGGGUUAGGUCACUUUUUGUAGCACAGCAGUACACAAGAAGUGAAUACUGCGUCUUACGUCACGUGCUUCGAGAGGCCUGAGCAAGCAGAAACUUGUCUCUCAGUACCAAAGGCAGAGAAGCAUGCAGGCAGGCAGUGAGCAAAGUGACAAAAAUACACGUUGCUCUCAGUCAACCAAGGUAGUAGAGGCCCCCCCUUUUCCUCAAGGCUUUGGCCAACCUUGGUGCUGACAGUUUUUGACGUAUGCUUGAAUGCGAACCGUCGCGAGACUCGAUAUUCUCACGACUUCGAUUUUCUCACGCCGUCCUUGUUGCUGUCGAGCCCGGCCAACCGAACGUCAAGGCGCGACCUCCGUCUAGUAUCUGUUCAGCUCGCUACAUGGACGACAUGACAUGAUCAUGGUGUGUGUGUGGGAGAGAGUUCUAUUUUUUUUCGUUUUAGACUGUGUGGGGCGGUGAGUAGUUGUGAGGGCGUGGGCGUUUUUUGUGUCCGACGGAAUGUUUUGUUAUUUACCUACUGUAGUUGUUUAAGUUUUUCAAUGUCAGUCCUCUGUUACUCUUGCUCGGUGAUUCCUUCACGUGUUGUUGGUGUUUAUUCAACAAAUGUUACGGCUAGAUUGAUUUGUGUUCCGUGUGUGCGCAGCUCGUUCGUAUCGUUGUCGUGCAAACGGUAGCAGCAUUGGUUCACGUGCCCUACUAUGUGUACCGCCUGUCUUGCACUGAUGGUGGCUUCGUCGGAUCUGCUGUACCUCCUCUGCUGUAAAUAGUAUCUCACACCUGCGUUUCGCUGAACAUUUUAUCAACAACGUGACCGUAGAUCCCGAAAGGACUGGGGGGGCGGGGGCGGGGAUAGGGGCCGGUGAUAUUUCAGAGAAGAGCAGGGGACGCAGUCUGAUAGGAUUAGCACCGCUCACAUUAUUGGUUGAUGGGACGGGACGAAGAGUGUCAAAAUGAUGAAAUGGUAAACCCGCGGGGGUGGCACGGGAAUGAGUCAUACCUCCUGUGGGAUGGGAACCACGAUUUUUUUUUUCACGGGCGUUGCUUCAGAAUUCACAACCACCACCUUUCUUUUUGGAUCAAAAAGGCAUGGUUUGCUUCUGUGUGGUGGAGAAAAGGGGGAUGCAAAAGAGGAAUGGAGACGUCCAUAGAGUAAGAUGGAACACGCGCGUUCGUGAGGGGUCGAUUAGUUCGCGAAGCGCCUGCACAAGGAGGCUCUUCACCACAACACAGCAGUAGUUUUUUUUUUUUUUUGCAGAGCUGCGCCCUGUGUGGUUUCAUGAUCGAUUUCAUAGCGCGUGAUGGAUGAUUGCAUCCACAUCUUAUCUUCGCCUUGCAGGCCUGUACAUGUUAGGCAAAUACAAAGAGGGCCUUAACGGUAAUCUUGUCGAUGGUGACAACCCUGAUUUGAGGAUAAGAGAUCCACUACGACGUGGCUUUUAGCGU
Molecule: messenger RNA, 9075 nt
Organism: Ectocarpus sp. CCAP 1310/34
Lineage: Eukaryota; Phaeophyceae; Ectocarpales; Ectocarpaceae
Source: the annotation of a GenBank genome assembly